Diceros bicornis minor is the source of this 897-nucleotide messenger RNA. RefSeq names its product lipocalin 9 (gene LCN9). The record is from RefSeq and is a predicted model, not a curated record. The transcript is spliced from 8 exons. The coding region runs from base 1 to 897 and encodes 298 amino acids. NCBI's taxonomy places the organism in Eukaryota, Metazoa, Chordata, Mammalia, Perissodactyla, Rhinocerotidae. Gene Ontology annotation, molecular function: odorant binding; small molecule binding.
AUGAGCCUCCUGCUGCUGGCCAUGGGGCUGACUCUGCUUGGCGGCCUCCAGGCCCUGCACAAGGGCCCUGGGGACCCCAACUUCGACGAGAAGCUGGUCAAGGGCAAAUGGUUCUCAGUAGCAAUGGCCUCCAACGAACCAAAAUUCAUAACGAAGGAUACGGACAUGAAGUUCUUCAUCCACAACAUCCAGGUGACCCCUAAGAGCCUGCAGUUGCACGUCCACAGAAAGGUAAAGGGUGUGUGUGUCCCGACUACAAUGACGGCGAAUAAAACCGGAAAGAAGUUUCAGUACACGGUGAACCAUUCCGGUCACAAGAAGAUCUUCUUGGAGAAAGUAGACCCCCAGCACUUCGCCAUAUUCUGCACCCACAGCGUGAAACACGGGAAGGAGAUGAUGGUGGUGAACCUCUUCAGCCGGACCCCUACUGUGAGCCCGGACGUCCUGUGGAUGUUUAGAAAAUACUGUAAAACCCAUGGGAUCCACUCGACCAACAUCGUUGACCUGACCCAGACUGAUCGCUGCCUCCACGCCCACCAGUGGCAGAAAGCACCUUUCCCCUGGCUGGACCACCUGGGCGGCCCUCACGCUGCCUGUCCUUUCCACGUUCUUUGCAGCAUCCAGCGCUGGUCCUCGGGCAGCCCCAACCACAGCACCCACUAUGUCCUACUUCCAGGCAACAGGCCCUUCUGGCGGAGGGAGACGGUCGCCUUGAGAACUCAGGAGGAGGUCACGCUGAAGCCACUCCAACCAACUCCCAAAACCAAGCCGGUCAUCACUGACGUGAAGGCUUCUGACUCGCUCCUGAACGCAGUUAAGGCCAACAACAGCGGGCCUGCGGUUCAAACAGGGCCGGGGCAGGAGGGUGGUGGUGGUGGGAAGACAGCUGUUCCCUGA